AUGGUCAAAUCUGAUUUACUAGUUAUAGAUCGAGAUUUUAUUAAAACAUUGAUAGAUUUGAUACUACAAGAAAAUGACGACGGGUCAUCGGGAUGUGCAGGAAUAAGACUAUUGGAUAGAGAGAGUGCAACUAUUGACCAAGGAGAGUGUGAACAAUUGGUAUCAAUCAUCUUUUCAAAUGUUGUUGAUAGAGUUGAGGAAAUCGAUAUAGAUAUUUGGAGCAAUUCAACAACAACAACAAAAGACAAUGGUUUUGAACAGGAAGAUUUUGAAGCGGAAGAAGAAGAAGAAGAAGAAGAAGAGGAAGAAGACAAUGACAAAGAAGGAGAAUUUGGAGAGUUUUUAACAAAUCCAAUUCUAUCGAUUAGUAUUCUAGAGGAAUGUAAAAAGCGAGUCAUUUCAACAUGUUGGAAAGAUAGACAUACUGCUUUGGUAAUCUCAACUAGGAUACUUUUAUUUUUAAAAAAAGAUACUAUUGCUCAAAAAGAAAUGGAAAUUGAAAAUCUUAUCAACAUGUUUAUACAUAUUGCCAAUGAUUCAAAUCCCAGGGUUAGAUGGGCAUUUUUUAAUUUUCUUUCACAAAUAUGUAAAGUUGAUCGAAUAAUUUCAACCAAAACGAGUAUAGUUCAACUAUUCAUAUCUAUCAUUGAAAUGGCAAUUCAAGAUUCAAAUAAUCGUGUAAAAUUAGCUUGUUGUCAAUUGAUUCAAAUAUUUUUAGAAAAUAAUUCUUUAAAUUCAAUUUCAUUUAAUCAUUUAUUUACUUUAUUUGAAUAUUUAAUACUAUCACCACAAGAUAGCUAUUGUGUAGAAAGUGCUUUAGAUUUACUUGUCAAAGCAUUUACAAUUUCCAAAGAAAAAAAUAUUUCUUGUAUAUUAUUAAUUUUAGAAAAAUAUAAAUCAUCUAGUUUAGUAAUUGAAAAGUGUCGUCGUGCUUUUGAAGCAAUUCGAUCAUUUGCAGAAACCAAUGGGAAACAAUUUUCAAAACAAUUAAAAUAUUUAUUCCAACAUGUUCAAAGUCAUGGUAUAAUUGACUAUUAUCUUUUCUCUGAUUAUAUCGAAAUAUGUUCAACGGUAUCAAAGAGUCUUGGAAUGGAUUAUUCCAUCUACCUUGCACCAACAAUGAAAUUCAUUUUGGAUAUUCUCAAUCAAGAUAUUGAAACGAUUGAUCAAGAGGAUGAAAAUGGGUCAAAAAAAGUGGAUUUGGUAGCAUGUGCAUUGCAAAAUCUUGAAACCUUUGUCGAUUCUUGCAAAUCUAGUAUUUCUCCAUAUCUUGAAUUAUUGGUCGACGCAUCUACAAGACUGUCAACUACCAAUACUCGUAAAGGUAUUCGUUAUAGUACCACUGAAAUUUUCCGUUCAUUGUUUAACGCGUGCAUUGUUAAAUAUGGAAAUAAUAGUCAACAGGCUAAAACAAUCUACUCUAGACUAUUGUCAUGUAUAUUGGAUUCAUGUGGUUCAAGUGAACAAGAGAUUGGUGUGCUAAUUGAAAAGUUAUUUGUUGCUGGUGAUGAUGAACAAGUCCAAGACAAUGAUGGUAGCCUACCAGAAUCAAUUGGAGCUCUAUUUCAAUUGAUUGGUGAUAUUGUCGAAAAAAAUCAAGGCAUGGUAAUCAAUGUCAUAAAGGUGGAUAUUAUACCCGAAACGAUACAAUUGCUCAGCGACCAAACAGUAGAUUACCAUAUCAAGAAAUCAAUACUACAAAUGUUUUCAGAUAUUUGUCAAUUUGGUGGUCAACCAAGUAUUGUAUUGUUGUAUCCUCUAAUCAUUCCAGUCAUGAUUGGUCAUCUUUCAAGUGACAAUGUAGAGAUUGCACUAAAUGCAGCAGUUGGGUUGGGUGAAGCUGCUGUCUCGAGUAAAGAUCAAUUUGCACCCUAUGUAUUCAAUGUAUUGAUACAACUCAAGGAUCUCAUCUCUUGUAAUGAAAAUAGAAAGAAAAAGAACAAAGUUCCAGCAACUGAAAGUGCCAUAUCAGCAAUUGGUAAAUUGAUUAGACAUGUCCCUCAAUUGGCUCCCCAUGUUGGACAAAUCAUUCCAGCUUGGCUAGAGAGACUACCCAUCAAAUAUCACGAAGAAAAUGUACAGUGUAUCGAAAACUUGUACCACAUCAUACAAUUAUAUCCAAACGAGUGUCUUGGUGGUAGAGAUGGAAAUCAAAUGACAAAUGUUAGUCGAAUCAAUCAUAUUGUAUCCAAAUACACAACAGACCCUGAAUUUCAAAAAAAAGUGAAACAAAUGUACAUUAACUACAAAUUCAAUUACGAUGAAUUAGUUACCUACAACCGAGGUAAACAAUUAUGUAAUAAUAUUCAAUCAUUAUUAUCAAAAAUUUAA
Cavenderia fasciculata is the source of this 2331-nucleotide messenger RNA. RefSeq lists its product as uncharacterized. The transcript is spliced from 5 exons. The coding region runs from base 1 to 2331 and encodes 776 amino acids. Gene Ontology annotation, biological process: protein import into nucleus. The record is from RefSeq and is a predicted model, not a curated record. Lineage: Eukaryota; Evosea; Eumycetozoa; Acytosteliales; Cavenderiaceae. Gene Ontology annotation, molecular function: nuclear import signal receptor activity. Gene Ontology annotation, cellular component: nucleus; cytoplasm.